Molecule: messenger RNA, 1510 nt
Organism: Hypomesus transpacificus
Lineage: Eukaryota; Metazoa; Chordata; Actinopteri; Osmeriformes; Osmeridae
Gene: gkap1
Product: G kinase anchoring protein 1
Exons: 12
Coding region: 306-1469 (387 amino acids)
Biological process (GO): signal transduction
Cellular component (GO): Golgi apparatus
Source: RefSeq, a predicted model, not a curated record
UUUUUCACCGAAGUAUUUUUCACAUUCUACCUAUCAAUCGCAACGGUUUCAUUAAUUAGUGUAUUUUACCACCGGUAACCGUACUUGUGGUAGACGUGCUUACGUAGUUUAAACUUAUUUGCGUUUGCUAGCAUGCCACCGUUGCUGCAGUGUAAUGCUAGCCGGCUAGCUAGCUUGUCUCUUCGACUCGUCUUUCUCCUCGGUCAUGCUGGCAAAGAGAUCGGUUCCCUCCGGACCGGACACCAGUAUGCUGUUAGUUAUUAAGCCAAUCUGACAAAUCUAGCCACUCCUGCUACAGUAUCUCGAUGGCAUCAACAAUGAUUUCCGUCCACACCACGGCCUCUCGCUUCGCCCUCCUCCAGAUAGACUCUGAUUCGGACUCUGAAAAUUCAGAGACUGGCAAGUCUAAAAGCGGGCGUGAAUCAGGGAAGUCUCGGACGGGAAAGGGUGGGAAGGCCAUCCAGGGAAACGACAAGAAGAAGGAGAAGAGAAAGAAAAAGAAAGAGCAGCAACAGACCGAGGCUAACGAGUUACGGAGUCUCGCCUUCAAGAAGCUCCCUCAGAAGUCCACCGCCCAGCCCCCCGCCCUGUCGCUGCAGACGGUAGCCAAUGAGCUGCUAAACCCGUUGUCAGGUGACCAGGCCACGCCCCCCGAAAGUUGGCAGAAGUGGAAGCAGCGGGACGAUCAGUUGACCAGUGAGCUGUACGAGGCAGACUUAGAGAAGGCCCUUAUUCUCAGUAAACUGGAGUUUGAGCAAUGCAAGGACGACGGUACAGACACAGCCUCUCCCAAGGCCAGAGGAGCAGGAGGAGGAGCAGCAGCAGGAGGAGGAGCAGCAGGAGGAGGAGCAGCAGGAGGAGGGAAGAAGGAGAAAAAGAAGAACCAGCAGGGGAAAGACAAGAAGAUGACGGUCUCUCUGAAGGACUUCCAGGCAGAGGGGAACCUAGAACAGCUGAAUAAAAAGCAGGAAAAAGAGGAGCUCAAACCGGCCAAUCCGGCACCCCCAGAAGACCGGUUCUUCAACAAGCUGGAGGACGACGUGAUCAAGAUCGUCCAGCAGGAGAAGAGACGGGAGCAGUUCACCAGCGGCGGCCAGGAGGUCACCACCUCCACAGAACACGAACCGGACCCCCGAGCAGAGCAGCUGAAGUACAACCUGGAGAAGAAAGACCAGGAGAUAGAGAAGCUGAAGAAGAUCAUCUCACAGUGGGAGGUUAAAUACAAGGAGGUGAAGGCCAGGAACUCCCAGCUGCUGAAGAUGCUCCAGCAGGGAGAGAUGAAAGAUAAAGCAGAGAUACUUCUACAAGUGGAAGAACUUCUAAACAUCAAAGAAGAGCUGUCCUCACAGGUGACGUCACUUCACGCCUCGUUGGAACAGGAGAAAUCUAAAGUGAAAGGUUUACAAUCUGAACAGCCGAAGCAUCAGGGCAACAGGAAGGGCAAGAAGGGCUUGGAGUCGGAUCUAUGAAUGCGUUGGAGAGAGGGAACUUAACUGACUACAAUAACAAU